This is a messenger RNA of Paralichthys olivaceus (Japanese flounder), 1302 nucleotides long. RefSeq lists its product as uncharacterized. NCBI's taxonomy places the organism in Eukaryota, Metazoa, Chordata, Actinopteri, Pleuronectiformes, Paralichthyidae. The record is from RefSeq and is a predicted model, not a curated record.
UCCUGAAGGCUUGUGUGUGUGUAGUGCUCUGACAAAGUUAGAGUUGGACGUUUUCCAUAAGCUCGAAUGCAAAGGACUUAUUCUUGUUUUCAAGAUGAAUGUGAAUCUGGGAUUCCAACUGAAGAGAGAAAAAGUUUGAUCCGACCACCAAGAGAGAUUCCUGCGAUGGCCCCAGAGCUGCUCACUGUCAUUUUGACUUCAGUGUCCUGUGUAGCAUUUUGUUUAGUGAUCCUGAUGCUGGUUGUGGUCCUGUACAGAAAAGACCCUCUCUGCUGCAGAUUCCGACCCUACACAGCAGAACACCACACAGAUGAACUACCUCAUUACAACAGCAGACACACACUGGUGGGCACUGGCUAUGAUGAGCACAGUGCUGCCAUGAACCAGGCUGCUGUCGGGCCGCAGGCUCCUGGAAGGCUGUUUAUCAUAGGGAAGCCAAAUGACUACCACAUGGAGGGGCCCCUGCCAAGGCUGCCUUCCUAUGAGAGCGUUCGCAGGAAGGACAGACAGAGGCAGAUCCACAGCAUGAUCGCACAGCGCUUCGGCCUCUUUGGCUGCCAUGAUGAGCCUCCACCAGCGUAUGAGGAAAGUCUUCCCCAGUGUCUGCGAUCUGUGGAUGUUCACUCCCAGGAUGAGCGCUCAAACCUGAGUGAGGACACUCACAGCCUCAGUUAAUCCAUCCACAGCACUCCCUGAUCCAUCCACCCCCCCCCCAACCCACUGCCCAGCUCUAAACUCCAGGUUUCUGUCUCUGCGAUUGUCCUCGAGUUCUUUGCCAAACCACAGCGUGAGGACAAGUGCUACUGUCUCUACUGUCUCUACUGUCUCUUCUGUCUCUUGCUGCUGAGCCAAGAGAACGAUGCCGUCAGGGACAAGAUAAGCGUUUCGGGGAAGGGAACGCUUGUUCUCUGAGACAGAGCUGCAGAUAGAAGCUUGUGAUUGUGGCUGGAGGUAUUUCAUGUUAAUGAGUCUGACUCAAGGGUGAGAGCAAUACAUCCCUGCAUUGUCCGAGCAAUUCUGGCUGGUUUUACAGUUUGCUUUUCCAAGAACCGUAUGAAAGGAGUUUUUAAAGUUUGACAAAUCAGUUUCUUUAGGAACGGACUGGAAUAUUUUUGUACUUUUCACUUUUAUUUAAUGUUUUUGAUUGUAAAUGUUUUGAAGCUGAAUAAUUGACUAAAUAAAAAUGUCACUACAGUUAUAAAAUCCCGCAGAAACUCUACAGAGAGUCACAGUGAAAGCAGAACUAGCUUGUCAUGGAAGAUAACUUAAUUCACAUUAUUUGUAAAGAUUUAAUUAACACCA